UGUUCUUCUGACUCUGUCUGUGGUGUCUCCAGUCAUGGAAUCAGACAUCACUUUAGGGUUUGAGCUCUGAUUCUCUCAGGAAUCAUCGGAUCUGAUGGGACAUUUAAGGAUGGUUUUCCCUGAUGUCUCAUAUUCACUGCUGUUGUUGGGAAUCUCGUGUCUGACUGGCUUCACUAAAACUUCACAGGACUUCUCAGGUUAUCUGUCACGUGUUCUGAGGAAUUACACUGAACAGGCGUGUGACGGAGAAUUCCUGACUGUUCGCUGCCCACCCAGAACCUCAAUCACCGUCCAAUCAGCUUUCUACAGCAUAACAGGCCCCGCCCACUCACCUCAGUGCCCAAACCCUUACAGCAGUGCUGGACCACGCUCAGUGCAUGACAUCACUUCCUGUCAUGUGUCCACAUCCUUGCAGAAGAUGCUGGAUGAAUGUGAGGACAGGCGGAGAUGUCAGGUUCUUGUCAACAGUCGUUUGUUUGGGACGGACCCCUGUCCCACCGUCAACAAAUACCUCAGUGUGCGGUACAAGUGCAGGCCGAGUGAGUAUAAGAGUAAAGUGGUGUGUGAAGGCGAGCGCUUGCGGUUGGGCUGUAAGACCGGGAUGCAAAUCGUGGUUUAUUCGGCCAUGUUUGGCCGCACACAGCAGGGAACACUGGAGUGUCCUCCACACCACCAGAGGGCACCAUCUGUCGACUGCUCAUCAGAUGUGGCUCUGCAGGUGAUGACAUCACGUUGCCAGGGGAAACGCUCCUGUGUGGUCCGCGCCUCGACACAAGAGUUCGGUGACCCCUGUUACCACGGCACCCGCAAAUACCUCAGCGUCAUACACACCUGCGGUGAGUUACACACCUCACACCUCAACACCUCCAGUCCCUUCAGUGACUACACUACACUGAGCAAUAGCUCGCUCUCUCUGUCACUCAAACCAGGUCUGAGCACUCAUAAUUAAAAACUAAAUAUAAACUUCUUAUCCACUGAUGCUUUUUAA
Molecule: messenger RNA, 988 nt
Organism: Carassius auratus (goldfish)
Lineage: Eukaryota; Metazoa; Chordata; Actinopteri; Cypriniformes; Cyprinidae
Product: protein eva-1 homolog C-like
Exons: 5
Coding region: 95-949 (284 amino acids)
Molecular function (GO): carbohydrate binding
Source: RefSeq, a predicted model, not a curated record